Molecule: messenger RNA, 2451 nt
Organism: Ordospora colligata OC4
Lineage: Eukaryota; Fungi; Microsporidia; Ordosporidae
Product: telomerase reverse transcriptase
Exons: 1
Coding region: 1-2451 (816 amino acids)
Biological process (GO): telomere maintenance via telomerase
Cellular component (GO): telomerase catalytic core complex
Molecular function (GO): telomerase RNA binding; telomeric repeat DNA binding
Source: RefSeq, a predicted model, not a curated record
AUGUUAAAUUUGCUCAAAAGCCUUCAUUUUCAGACGCUUAGAUCGUUCCUAUCAGAAUACAUCACUGAGCAUCUUCCAGACGUAGUAGAUACGAUAUAUGUCAAGUCCUCAUGUGUGCCAAAUAUUACAUCGUUUGAAUGCACACAAAGCUGCGUUAGUUUAAUUUCAAAAGCAGUGAGAUGUCUUGUUGAUAGAGGAAUGAGCAAUCAAUUGUGUUCUGGAUACAUUCUAUCUACAGAUGAGGCAGAUCCAGGUAAGAUUCUCUGUACUUCACCAUUUGUGUCUUCUAAUAUGCUCAAGUCGCAUGAAUGGACAUGCGUUAUAAAUGCAAUUGGAGAUCAAUUGGCAGUGCAUUUACUUACAGAAUGCACACUUGUUCAGAAAGCCAACAACGUUUAUGUUCUUCUUGCAGGUGACUUUAGUAGCUUGUAUAAGAUGUAUCAAAAACCUGUGAAUAUGCGCAUUAACAGAGAUACGAUAUUCCAUAAGCACAUAAGAGUUGUGAGUUUUGUGGCUGUAAAGGCAUUUGAAUAUAUUUUUCAAGAGCAUAACUUGCAUAAAUACAAGACCAUGCAGACAGAUGUGAUGCAUGUUCUUCAGAAAAUCGAGAGAAGUGUAGCGCAUCUACCUUUAUCGCCGAUGUUUAAAUCAUACUUCCAUUGUGAGAUAAAUAUUGAAAACAAAACAGGCAUUAUGGAAUGCAGUAUCAAGUAUUCAAAGCUUGUUGAUUUUUUAUUUCUUAUAUCAAAGAAGUUAUUUGCAAAUGUAUUUGAUUUUGAGUCGUUCAGGAUACUCAAGUCAAGGAUAUCUCUACUCGUUCAUAGAAAUAGGUACGAAAAUAUAUCAAAUACAGAAAUGAUGAAAUAUUUCAAAAUAUCCCGCUUCAAGUUCUUCAGAAGCGUUAAAUGUACAAGACAUGAGUUCUGUGUUCGAUCCAGGAUUGUGAAUAGAUUCCUGACAUAUAUCACAGAAAACAUAUUUGUGGCAGUUAUGUCGAAGUAUUUUUAUUCGACCGAAACAUCAUUUUCGAAGUUCAAGGUAUACUAUUUUCCAAGGAGCAGCUGGAGAUACUUUUCAAGUAUGCAUAUAAGCAGCUUUCUGGACAGGUUUGAGACUAUAGAGCCAUGCAAACCAUACCUGUAUUCUGAACUAAGAUGUAUUCCAAAAGCUAAUGGUAUGCGUGUAGUGUGUAACAUGUCAAAGGCUAGAGAUGGGAAGCAAUCGAUUAACAGCCGUGUUUAUCCGGAGUUUUGUAUUCUUAGGAAUGAAUGUUAUGGAAACCUAGGGAAUUCAGUUAUUAAUCAAGCUGGAAUGUAUGAAAAGCUUGCGCCGUAUCUAUCUAGUGUGAGAGGAGAGGCAUAUAUUCUGAAGGUUGAUGUCUCAGGAUGCUUUGACAGCAUUCCUCAAGAACAUGUUAUGAGGAUUGUAAAGGACACAAUCAAUAAAAGCACGUAUUAUAUAAGUAAUAUAUCGGCGCUUGAAGCAGCUGGCAUAGAAGUACGAUGCAGACAAAUUUACAAGGCGUCUAAUAACAUAAUGACUGCUAAUACACUUGUAGAAGAUGCUUGUGGAGUAAAACUCAGAAACAAAUUGGUGAAGGAGAAUGCAGGACAGCGAGUGUUAAGGAAGGAGGAGGUGUGUAAUGCAAUUGCUAAGGUUAUAAACAAGAAUGUAAUAAGAUAUCAUGGAAAGCACUUUGUUCAGAGAACAGGGAUUCCACAAGGAUCAAUUGCGUCUACAUUACUUUGCAGUCUGUAUUACAAUAAGAUUGAUGAGUUGUAUUUCAAUGCGAUUCUGAAGGAUGGGAUGCUAGUUAGGUAUGUCGAUGACUUUCUUGUGAUUUCCCCAUCUCUUGACGAGAUCCUGCGCUUUCUUCAGGUAUUCCAAUCAAUAUCUCAUCUUGGAAUGAAUCUCAGCAGCCAGAAGAUUGAGUCGAACUUUGGAAUUGAGAAGUAUAUGAAACAUUCAGAUUGGAUAACAGAUGCAAUUAUGCAUAAAAGCGAUCUGAGAAUAAUAGAUAAACCUGUAAUAUGGUGUGGCAUGAAGAUAUAUGCGAAUGGAUUCUGUGUAAAACCCUGUGUUGCGGAUCCUUAUAUGAUGUUUUCUAUUACACAUGCUGUACAUCAUCCUGGACAAGGCGUUGCUAUGAAGAUUGGCAAUAUGCUUCGGAACAGAAUGUCCAAGAUGUACAUUGACCGCACCAACCUGAAGACAUAUGAGAAUAUCUACGACAUAUUUCUGCUCUGUGGGAAAAAGCUUGUGCUACAUCUCAAGAGGAUGGACUUCAUAAACCAGAAGUUUGUUGCUAAUGUGCUUGAGAACUCAAAGAUGUUUAUCAUUAAGACAUGUAGAGAACGAGGUGUGAGCAUAUCCAAACGCAUGAUUGAGUCGAUGUCAUCAAAAGCCUUCGAAAAAAGCGGGUUAUACAAAAUUAUGCAGAUCCGAGAAUAG